GCCUAAAGACAACAGGUGAGCGCUCAGACCCAAGGACAUCAGAAGGCGCAUGUACACGAACACAGCCCUGUCCAUUUGUGUGCUCCAUGAGGCUCCGGACGUCGUUGCGCCUUGAUUGUGCUACACUUGCCUCUUCCCGGUAGAGAAAGCUGACAAAUAGAUGUUCCUCCUCAUUGUCACCUGGUCUGUGACUUGUGUUUUUCUGUGCCAAGUUUCAUUCUGCAACUUCAGUAACUUGCCCAGCUUUCCAUACUGCCCUCAGUGCUUUUUCUGUGUAUCACGUUCUACAAACCUACUAACAGCUGAAAAAUUACUGUUAGUGUUUGUGUACUAUCUCAGUAACCCCCGAUGGGUAAACCGCGCGAACAACCUUCAUGUGUAGGCAUGAUACGCUUUUUUCUUUCUUCUGGAAAGCAUGAGCAUUGCAAGUGUCCUACAUGCAGAUUUUUGCAGUUCGUGUUUAUUAUACAAAGGAGAGCCCAGUAGGUACGACUUAGUGCCUUAAGUGACGUAAUUUUAUUGCUAAGCAUUGCAUUCGGGUAGAAAGAAAAGUCGUGCUGGCUUGUUUUACCUGGUAUUUGAUUGAGGAAUAAGCCUUUCUGCGAAUGUUUUCUAUGUGCUGCUGCAAAAGCCGACUACCUUCUGUUCCCCUUGCCACCGUUACUCAAGUUGUGGCCAAAUGCAAAAUAAUGUGAUAAUGUGUGUUUCAGUUUUUAGUACAAUGUUAUUUUUUUCUGCCAUGUUUUUUUCAAUUUGUUCAGCAGUAAGGAACCAUGUCACGCAUUUCAUAUACUUUCUUUCAGAUUUAUAAGUAGGCUUUCUUUUGGUAUGGCUCUCAAUCAAACAAUGUUAGCAGUUUAUUCUAUCUUUCAGGUAUUUAGUGUGUCAUUGUUUUUGCAAUUACCAGUGAGUUUUCCCUUUUUAUAGUUGUCAUGACUAUGUCAUACACGUCGUCCAAUUUUAUGCAAUAUCUUAGUGCACAUAUCAGGAGCUCGUCUACGUUUAGGUCUUGAGGACGUUAUAUAAAAAUCUUGUUUUUUUAUGUGUGUACAUGAAACGGCCAUCGCGUUUUCUAGCGCUUUCUUUUGUUAUUUCACCAUCUGUGAACUUUUGUCUUUAGUACUCUUGUAUAUGUCAUGCACCUUUCACUUUUGCUCAUUCUUUGAGCGUGUAUCACACCACGUUCUAAGAAAAAUCUGUUUUCAAAAACGAAGUCAAUAAAGCGAGACUAAGGCCCGUAUUCACAAACGGAACUUACCCUUAACUUAUGACUUAAGUAGCCGGUCGAUGCUUAACGCGUUUCAUAGACAAAUCUUGUACUUAAGGUAAACUUUAAUCGACACUUGAGUGCCGGAAAGUAAAGUGCGGUCAUUGGCAACCUUAAGUGCGACUUUCGCUACUCUCGCCUAGCAAGCAAGAUGGCCGCCUGCUACGGCAGCCUCGCCGACUUUGCCGAUUUCGCCGGACGUGUGCGCAGUAUUACGGAGGAUGAGGCAUACCGAUACGUGUCGCCAUUACGGCCACGGCUUAAGGAUCGACAGAAUCCAAUGGAAGUAUACAACGACGCAGAAUUCUCGUGGCGGUACCGCUUUUCCAAGCAAGCUGUGCUACGGCUGUUGGAAAUGCUGCCACUGGUCCCAAAAGACAACGAACGCGGUCACCCCGUGCCGCCGCUGCUCCAGCUGCUAAUCGCGCUGCGAUUCUACGGCGCCGGAACUUUUCAGGUUGUCACCGGGGACCUCGUUAAUGUUUCGCAAGCAACUGUGUCUCGAAUAAUUGCGCGAAUGUCAAGAAUGAUUGCCGAGACUUUGUUCCCGCAGCUCGUGAAGUUGCCAAAUGCUAAUGAUUUGGCAUCCGUAAUGGAGGAGUUCUACACCAUCGCACGGUUUCCUGGUGUGAGCGGGUGCAUUGACUGCACUCAUGUACCCAUCAGAAGUCCCGGAGGAGAUGAAGCGGAGGUUUUUCGCUGUCGAAAGGGGUACUUCUCCAUCAAUGUCCAGGCAAUCACAGGGCCUCGGCUUCAAUUUUUUGAUGUGGUUGCCAGCUGGCCCGGCUCGGCACAUGACAGCCGAAUUUUCGAUAAUAGUCGAGCCAGAGUGCAGUACGAAGAAGGGAAUGUCCCUGGCAUCCUACUUGGUGACAAGGGGUACCCCUGCAGAUCCUAUCUCAUGACCCCUUUUCGAGAGACACAAAGCAGCCCUCAGCACAGGUACAACAAGUGCCACUCCAGGACUCGCUGCAGUGUUGAGAGGGCGUUUGGAGUAUGGAAACGAAGGUUUCCUUGCCUUGAAAUGACUCUUCAGAUAAAAACAAGAUCAGUUCCCAUCGUCAUCACAGCUUGUGCUGCACUACACAACUUCGGCCACCUGCUGAAAGACCCUGUCCCACCUCCUGCGCAAUGCCAGGCAACACACAACGCCGCUUCGCAAGCUCCCACUCCCUCCUUUCAACCAACGCCACCAGGCAUGUCUCCGUUGCCAGACACAGCAAGUGGUUUCAGGAUCAGAGAUCGCAUAGUCGCACAGUAUUUUACGUAAAUGGAAUGAGACAAAAUCACAGCAAUAACAAAGGCGUUUACUUUUUCUUCAAAGCUUCUAGCUGAAGCUUUAGAAUUUCUGCUUUUGUUUUUUGGUUAGCUUCUUUAAGCCGAAGAAGCUGCAUAGUUUGCUCAUGUUCAGCUCGCCUAUGCAAAGAUUUGUAUUUGUGCUCGAGGCGCAUGUAUUUCGUUUUCAAUAAAUGUUCCUUUUUUUUUUC
Molecule: messenger RNA, 2754 nt
Organism: Dermacentor andersoni
Lineage: Eukaryota; Metazoa; Arthropoda; Arachnida; Ixodida; Ixodidae
Product: putative nuclease HARBI1
Source: RefSeq, a predicted model, not a curated record